This is a messenger RNA of Hypanus sabinus (Atlantic stingray), 4265 nucleotides long. RefSeq names its product BCL2/adenovirus E1B 19 kDa protein-interacting protein 3-like. Lineage: Eukaryota; Metazoa; Chordata; Chondrichthyes; Myliobatiformes; Dasyatidae. Bases 138 to 755 code for a protein of 205 amino acids. Gene Ontology annotation, cellular component: nucleus; mitochondrial envelope; mitochondrial outer membrane. Gene Ontology annotation, biological process: mitochondrial outer membrane permeabilization; defense response to virus; positive regulation of apoptotic process. The record is from RefSeq and is a predicted model, not a curated record. The transcript has 6 exons.
GGCUCGGCGCAUGCGCGCUGAUCCAGCAACCGAAAGCCGCCGAGUGCUUGCGUCGGGCCGGUGGGGAAAUUCAAACAGCGAGGGGACGGACGGCCGCCCACUCCCCGCGACCGGGCGCACAGCGGGGCAGGUGCACCAUGGCUGCCGCACAGCCACCCAUCGAAGAGACAGGACUCAACGGUUCUUGGGUGGAGUUGCACAUAAAGAACAAUGGGAAUGGGAAUGAUAACGGCGCUGGGCGAAACGGAGGGUUGGAACAUGUGCCCUCAUCAUCCUCCAUCCAUGACGGAGACAUGGAAAAAAUCCUUUUGGAUGCCCAGCAUGAAUCUGGUCAGAGUAGCUCGAGGGGAAGUUCCCAUGCUGACAGUCAGUCUCGACCCCAAACACCUCAGAUGACUCAAGCAGUCUUUGAAGUAGAGCCGCAAAGCAGCAGGGACAACAGUUCUCAGUCUGAAGAUGAUGGUCUGGAACGAGACCGUGAGAUGGAAGUUAUGAUGAAGAAGCAUGCUGGAUGGAUUUCUGACUGGUCAAGUCGACCUGAAAACAUUCCUCCAAAGGAAUUUCAUUUCAAACAUCCUAAGCGUUCAGUCACGCUCAGUAUGAGGAAAACUGCAGCAAUGAAGAAAGGAGGCGUAUUUUCUGCUGAAUUUUUGAAGGUUCUGUUUCCUUCCCUGCUUCUGUCACAUGUUCUGGCUCUUGGCCUUGGGAUCUACAUUGGGAAAAGACUGACAACCUCAUCAUCCAGCACCUUCUGAGAGCCAGAUUCAGAUUUAAACAUGACCUGUGAAAUUGUGUUGAUGUCCCAUCAAUACAUUUGAAUUGGAGGAAGAAAAAUACCCAUCACAAGCACAAGACAUCCCAUCUCAUCACAUAUUCCCCUUUGUUACUUUGUAGGGAAUGCUUUCCUGAGCACUAACUGGACUCCUCUCUUGCACUUUGACUUGUUAAGCAAGUUGUGUUACCACCUUACAGCAACCCUAAUAUGCUUUUAAUUAAUUGUUUGCAUCAGUGUGAAGUAGAUUCACCAGCAAACACCUUUGAAGAUCUGUUCAAUGCAUCUUUUAGUGCAGGCAUUUAGAUUAUAAAAUAGCACAACUUAUGCACAGCACAAAAGGUGUCAGUAGGGUUGGGAAAAGAAAGGUUUGGUGCCCAGCAGCAUUGAACCAACAAAGCAGUGGGCAAUGAAGUCUCACGUUUAACAUUUACAACCUCUUGAGUAAACAGCUAAAUACUUGAACUAACAAAUCAACGUAUUGUUUUGCUGAUGAAGUUAUUUCAGUUAGCUUUAUGUUUUUGAUUGUGAUGAUUGGCAUUAUAUUUAAUCUAUUAUGUAUUCUCUUACCUAACCAUAAAUCACUGCUUCUUUACAUGCUUGAUGCUAACAAGAAAGCAGCCAUGCAAUUUGGCCUUGACUCUACUGAUCAAAUCAGUGUUUUUUUGUCUUUGCUUUCUAUGUCUUCCCUGAAACAUUUUCAGAAUUCUAAAGUUAAUUGUGAUAUUUGUUUAAGAAUUAAUUUUUACCUCUGAAUGUUGAUAACAUCUCUCUAUUUCAAGCACACUUUAUUGACCUUGCCAAUCUACACCCUGUUCCCACCUGAUGUUUCCUAACAGGUUUCAUGGGGGAAAGAAAUAUGAGCUGAUUUCCUCCCUUUGCAGAUCCUAUUGCCAGCAAAUACUGAGACCAGUUGUGAUAUCCCAGCUAAGAUUUGGUAAGUCAGCCCAGACUGGUGAUUAUCCCUGAAACUGAAGGAUCCAAACUCUGAACCCUCUGAUGGGCAAAAUUCAGAGAUCUCACCAUUAUUUGAGGAUAUGAACUACUGACAGCAAUGUACACCUUGGGCUACAAAUGAUAAUUUCUGCUGUUUUGUCACAUCCUAUUUGACUAAGCUGCAAUGCUCUGGAUAUUUUAUCCUUUCCCCUAAUACUUUAAUAGGAAGAUUUUAGUUAUGGAAGCUAAUACAUUAAAACUAUGUCCUAUAACCUUUCAGUUUAUUUCUGUCUUUUGUUUUCAGCGUAGUUGCAAUCUUCUGUUUGGGUAAUAGUUGGAGCAGGGUUUCCCAACCUUUUUUAUGCCAUGGACUCCAGGUUCGGAACCCCUGAUUUUGAGUAAUACUUUAGAUUUUUUCAUACAUGGGGUUUAAUUCAGCUAAUUCUGAUGGGAUGAGCAGGUCUAUUUUCUCUUAGUUAUAAGAAUUCUGCCCCAAGUAAGUUAAGGCAAUCUGAGUCCGGUUCCCAAAGUGUUGGCAUGUGUAACACAAAAUUGCCCUCAGUUCUUCAUUGAUUUCACAGUCCUCUUUAGUAUUGCUAUCUGGUGAGAAGUAGAGGAACCCCAGUGUGUUGGGGCUGCUUUGAGACUGAAGCAGUGUUAAAGAGCUUAAUUCUGCUCCAUUGUAGUGGGCUGACUCUGGAUAUUGUUGCAGGGAUGUUUGAUAUUUCAUUCCACUACAUGACUUCCCCUGGAAUUGAAGAAUAUAAAAGCCCCCUCCUACAAAAUGGCUCUUUUAGCUAACUCAUGAUGUUAAGCAAAAUUAUUUGAUCAUAUUGACCAGGGGGAGAAAAUAAAGUUUGGAAAGUGAUUUUUGUAAAGUUUCUUUUAAGAAAAACAAGUAAAAUUUAAAACAAAGUGAAUUUGUUUAAAUUCUCUUGAGAUAAUGUAGCUCCUGUUGUAUGUCUAGUUCCAGUAAAAUACAACCAAGGAGGAUUCUUGUUUAAGAAAAUAUUGGUUUGAAAUGAAUGUUGCUUGUUCUCCAGUGAAAAGAUAUCCUUGUCUGAAUGCUGUCUGCAGAAGAAGCUCAGUGCAGUCUGAAAAUGUAUUGUUUUCCUUCCAUUUCCAGCUCUUGAGAUCUAGACAAUUUCUUUCAGUUUCAGUUUGUUGAAGGGGAUGGUGAUAUACCAGAGAAUUACUGAUUUUGUGCCAAUAUAACAUGUCAAUUUUUAAGAAAGAUGUUGGAAUGCUGUUUUAAUUAAAGCAAAAGCCCAGGAUAUACUGAAAGAUAUAUUCAGAGAUUGUAAGCUUGAAGGACAUAAUAUCACAAAAUGAUUGAGAAAUGCAGUUUCUCAAAGAAAGGGCAAUCAACUUUGCAUAGGACCCUUCAAAACAUCUAUGUGGAAUCAGCUGCCAGAGGAAAUGGCUGAGGCCGGUAUAAUAAAAGCUUCGAAAAUACAUUUGGAUGGGUACAUGAAUUGGAAAGGUUUAGAAGCUUCUAGGCCAAAUGCUGACAGGUAGGACUAAAUUGGAUGGGGCAUCAUAGUCGGUAUAGACCAGUUGGGUCGAAGAGUCUGUGUCUGUGCUGUAUACCUUUUGUCUAUGACCAAGGAAGGUUCCUGACUGAAGCAGUCUUCAUUUUCUCCUGCGAAUGUUGCACCGUGCAGUAAGAAUAUUUGUUUUGUGCACAAUACCUUAAAUUGCAUGUCUGUAUAUGCCAAAUUGGCUCUGAAAUGCUCAAGGAUUGGUUGAGUGCAGGCAGUGAGAUUGUGACCAUCAUAUGGGGACACCACAGUAGUGUGGUUGUUAGCAUGACGCUAUAACAGCUCGGGGAGUUCCAAAAUUCAGAGUUCAAUUCUGGCACCGUCUGCAAGAAAUUUGUACAUUCUCGCCGUGAGAGCAUGGGUUCCCUCCGGGUGCUCCAAUUUCCUCCCACAGUCCAAAGGUAUACUGGUUAGUAGGUUAAUUGGUUAUUGUAAAUUGUCCUGUGAUCAGGCUGGUGAUAAAUGGUUGGGUUAUUGGGUGGUGCAGCUCAUUGGGCUAGGAAGGCUUGUUCUGCGCUAGAUAUCUAAAUGAACUAAAUAUUGUUUUCAAUGAGAGGAGGUGUGGGGGUGAAGGAACUGUCCUCAACUUAAAUUGCACUUUGAAAUAUUAGAAGGAGCACAGCUUUACAAGAUUGAAUUAAUUCCCCAUACCUCCCAAUCAACAAAGUAGAAAAGAUUAUACUUUGAUCUUUAGCAUAAACAUUUAACUGACAGGUAUUUAUAUGGUAAUAAAAUAACCUAAAUAUUGCACAUUAGUGUGUUAUGCCUGCAGCAGCCAAGAUGUCAAUGUGCAGCACAUAUUACUGAAAAAAAGUUACAAUUUAAAAUAAAUAUUUUCUUCAUUAAUUUUGAAUUGGUGGGACAGGUUUUCAAAAAUGAAUCUGUUGAAUUUAACUGAGCCAAAGCGAAUAUCAACAUACCUGGCAAUUAUCUAGUUAGCACUUUGUAUUAUGUAUUCUGAUUAAUGUAAAAUUAGUAUCAUAACCAUUUUUGUGCCAUUAAACAUAUAAAUACAA